CGCACGGACCCGCGCAGGAGGACACGGCCAGAAGAUGGCUGACUUAGCCGGGCGCCGCGAGCCCUCGGCGGCAUCCCCCGCGUCACACGGGCCGCUGCGAAGCUGCGAGACGCCCGCCGUCUGGCGACUGUGAACCGGCCUCACUCCCUCCUCCGCUCACCGCAAAUAUUGACAGAAGCACCGCAGAGAAAACAUGGCAGAGAUGGAGAAAGAGGGCAGACCCCCGGAAAAUAAAAGGAGCCGAAAGCCUGCGCACCCGGUGAAGAGGGAGAUAAAUGAAGAGAUGAAGAGUUUUGCAGAGAACACCAUGAAUGAGCUGCUGGGCUGGUACGGCUACGACAAGGUGGAGCUGAGAGACUCUGACAACCUGGACAUAGGGGACACACCCCAACACAUCUCUGUCCUCAGAGAAAACUUGUUGCCAAAAAUCCCAGUUUCAGCAGAGAGCAGCGAGGGCUCCCCGGAUCGAGCCAACAGCUCCCAGUCUCUGCCAGCCCCCAGGAACGGAGUCACAGAUCCCUCCACCACACCGUACACCUCCACGCCCGGCAACAAGGAACAUGGCAACCUGCCCAUCAUAGUCCCCAUGAUCCCUCCGCCACUGAUCAAGCCCCCUGCAGAUGAGGAUGCAUCCAACAUGCAGAUCAUGUGCGCCUGGUGCCAGAAAGUCGGUGUCAAACGCUACUCUCUGAGCAUGGGGAGUGAGCUGAAGAGUUUCUGCAGUGAGAAGUGCUUCGCCGCCUGCCGCAGAGCCUAUUUUAAGAGAAACAAGGUGUGUGACUGGUGCAAACAUAUUCGCCACACUAAGGAGUACCUGGACUUUGGGGCUGGUGAGCGGAGGCUGCAGUUCUGCAGUGCCAAAUGCCUGAAUCAAUAUAAGAUGGACAUUUUCUACAAGGAGACGCAGGCAGCACUGCCUGGUGCACUGUGUAACCCAGGACAUGGGUCUGGUGGGGAGGGUAAGCCUGAGUGCAGUGGAGGGGUACAGCUGCUCACUCCGGAAUCCUGGGGAACACCAUUAACAGACCUGCGGCGUAAAGCUCCCUCACCAACCGCCAAUUCUGGCUUUGCCCCUUGUACUUCUUCUGCCACCUCACCCUCAGACACUGCUGCUCUCUGCUCGCCAUCCUCCUCCUCCUCAGCCAAGAUCCCCACACCCAGACCCCACGAGAGUCCCACACUUCCCCCUCCACCUGUUCCCACUUUGCACCCACCAGUUGGAGUUCCCUCUGGUAGCCCUCCAAUGGUAAUGACACCCCGGGGGCCUAUGCCCCUGCCUCUGUUCAUGGAGCAUCAAAUGAUGCAGCAGAUGCGUCCUCCGUUUCUUCGCCCCUCCGCCCACCCAGCAGGGCCCCACAGCCCACUUUCAAACCCUAUGAUCCCUGGUAUUGGUCCUCCACUUCCUCCGAGGACCCUUGGUCAAGCAUCAAGCCCCAUGCACAGGCCCCUGCUAUCUCCACAUGUACACCCCUCAUCCAAUCCUAACCAUGGCAUGAUGCCCCCCCAUCCUGGUCUCCCAAUGCCAGGACUGCCCCCUUUCAACAUGAUUCCCAAUGGACCUAUACCCCUGCCCCCAAUGAUGAAUUUUGGUAUGCCAUCAUUGGCCCCAUUGGUUCCCCCACCAACUCUUUUAGUCCCUUAUCCUGUUAUUGUACCCCUUCCAGUCCCAAUACCUAUUCCAAUCCCAAUUCCCAUGAAUCCCAAAACGUCCAGGGAUCCGCCGGAGAGCAAUGUCUCUGUCCACAGUGCUCCAGAGUCGUCCGAAGUUUCAGUUUCUGGGUCACACUCUCCAAGUUCCUCUGGCAGUGACAGAGGGGAGCAGAAAAUAGAGCCAGCCACUGCAGAGCAUUUUUCUCCUGUACGUUCAGAGAGAAGCAGGAUGGCAUUGGUGGACUUGACUGUGAAGGCAGAGGAAAAUUCAGGCAACCAGUGUCUAACCAGCAGUCCUAGACUUAUGGAUGGUGUUAUUGAUUUAACUGUGGGCCAGAGGUCAUGCCAACAGCAGGUAAUUCAGAGGAUGCUACCUGAGGUCCGGGUCAAAGUAGAAGCAGAGGCUGAAUCACAAUCUCCACCCGCUGCUGGGCUUGGUAGGGAAGGGAAGGGCAGUCGUGAUGGUGGGGAAGGGGGCCUCUCACAGGGUCUCCUCAGUGCUCCACUGCUGGAAGGAGCCACACACACAAACACACUGGAAUCAUCAGAGCCACCCUCCCACAACAACAGCCUUUCUUGCAAUGGUGAUCCUCCAGCAAGCCAGCUAAAUCCCUCCAUCUCCAGCCUCACCCCACCACCCUUACCCAGCACAGCACGGACGCAGCCCCAACCAUUGACCCAACUCCAAACUAACCCUUGUACCCCAUGUAAUGUCAUAGUCAAUGGUACAGGAUGGCAUCCGCUUCUCACCCCCACCUUUGAGUCUUACCCUGACCGAAAAAGAGAUGCAGGAGAAGGAGAGGAAGAGGAUCAGCCAGCCAAUGGAGAGCUGGAGCGUGAGGCACUGAAAGAGAACAAUUGCUCUGUUGGAGACUGGGAGCCAGGGAAGCGGCGCUCAGCACAAGAUGAGAUGGUAAACUCAGUAGAGGGUAAGCCAGACCCUGACUCCAACUUGGAGGAGGGCGAGCAUGCAUAUGCCCUGCCCCUGCUGUCUGCCGGAGGCUGUGUGGUCAUCCAGCCUGUGCCAAAGCCCGGCGCUGACAAAACGGCCAUCCUAUCCUGUUCCAUCAGUGCACCUUUAUCAGCAGACGGGAGCCCAGACCUGGAACCGCCACUGAAGAGGAGAUGCCUGCGAAUCCGCAAUCAAAACAAAUGAGAUGGAUGCUCUGAGGGAUGCAGUGCCAUCAAUGACACUCACUUGUCCAACCCCACCUCCAAAUCCCACCCCUCCCAACUACACCACUGCACAUUCACAUGUACACACACACACACACACACACACAGACACACACACUUUGUUCUCGUCCUCACCCAUCGUCCAGUCUACCAGCACCACAAAUCGCCUUCAACGACCGAUGAGAGUCCAACCAAACAUGUUGAUGUGUAUCAUAGCAGAGCGAACAGGACUUCUUUUGUCUGUGUGACAGAGACUCUAAUGGACUGAACUUCUACAGAUUUGAUGUCGAAGCCAGCAGGAUCGUUUCACCUUCUGAACUGCAGACUGUGUCCCUUGCAACAGGAGGACUUCACCCUGCUGCUUCUGUCCCCAUUUGGAUUCUCUCAGCCCACACUGUCCUUUAUACCUUAUACACCCUCCCCUAUCAGAGUAAGUGCUCUGUUACACACUAUAGUGUACGAUAUUCAGAGCCGCUGUUGGGAAGGUCCUGGGGCCUAGAGAGAGGUUUCCAUCCGAUAGGCUCCUGUUUAGGUCCGACCUGAUGCCACACCACAGUUAAAAUCUCAGCUCCAGCAAGUGUUGUUUAUUUUCCUCACACAACUUGUCACUAAGUCUAGACUGUAGAGCCACAGAGUUGAAAAUAUCUAAAAAUCUUCUCAGCCUCAGCUUGUCCACAACCAUUCACAGACAUAUUUGCCCACCUGGACACCGAGUGUUUGGGGGUAAUUCUGAUGGGUGGGAAAAAGAAGCAGUGUAACUGACGGAUAAUAUGAUGAGAUAUUUCAAUCAGACACUAGAAAAAAGUCCUUGCACAUAAAAUCAUCAGUUGUGUUGAGCAACUGAAUCCGCAAACUGGAGGAUAAAAUAUUAACCUUCACCAGCAAAUGAUGGCGUGUGAGUGGAAUCAUGCGAUCUCUGCCAUG
Messenger RNA from Paralichthys olivaceus (Japanese flounder), 3750 nucleotides. RefSeq names its product sine oculis binding protein homolog (Drosophila) a (gene sobpa). The record is from RefSeq and is a predicted model, not a curated record. NCBI's taxonomy places the organism in Eukaryota, Metazoa, Chordata, Actinopteri, Pleuronectiformes, Paralichthyidae. Gene Ontology annotation, biological process: animal organ development. Gene Ontology annotation, cellular component: nucleus.